AUGGCAUCAAAAACAGUCCCAGAAACCCCUUACUAUACCCUAGCAGAGGGCCAGCCUCUCGGAAAGAAUGAUACUUCAACCCAGAUACGCACCGGCAGCGGCGGUGGAUUUGUCCUGCUCACCUCGACCCAGCUAAUCGAAAACCUAGCACAUUUCGCUCGGGAGAGGAUCCCUGAGAGGAGUGUGCAUGCUAAAGCCGCCGGAGCGAGAGGCUACUUUGAGGUCACGGAUGAUAUAUCCGACCUUACUGACGCCGACUUCUUGACCGGUAUUGGCAAGAAAACCGAGACUCUUGUCCGGAUUUCCACCGUUGCUCCCGAGCGAGGCUCUGCGGAUACCGUGCGAGACUUUCGAGGCUUCGCUACGAAAUUCAAGACCGCACAAGGGAAUCAAGACUUUGUGUUCAAUAAUCAGCCGGUCUUCUUUGUUCGAGAUCCAACGAAAUUCCCAUCGUUAAAUCGUAGUCACAAACGGGAUCCCAGAACCAAUAUGGCUAGCUCGGACAUGUUCUGGGAUUUCCACGUCAAUAACCAGGAAAGCAUCCAUGCCUUGAUGUUCCUCUUCGGGGACCGAGGUCUUCCAUCCUCGGCACGACACGUCAACGCCUACAGCGGGAACACGUACAUGUUCACCAAGUCCGAUGGCUCGUACUGCUACGUCCGAAUACACUUCCUAACCAACCAGGGGGUUCACUACUUCACCGACGAAGAGGGGGCUAAGCUAGCUGGCUCCGAACCGGACAAGCAUCUCGCCGACCUCCAGGACUCAAUCGAGGCCGGAAACUUCCCCUCGUGGGACAUGUACGUACAAGCCAUCCGCCCCGAAGAGAUCGCCGACGCGCCCGUCGAUAUCUUCGACAUGACGAAGACGUGGCCCCUCGCGCGAUACCCGCGCCGCAAGGUCGGCCGCCUGGUGCUGGACAAGAACCCGUCGAACUGGUUCGCGGAGGUCGAGCAGGCCGCCUUCAGCCCGAGCAACAUGGUGCCCGGCAUCGCGCCGAGCCCCGACCCGAUGCUGCAGGUCCGCAUGUUCGCGUACCCGGACGCCGCGCGCUACCGCCUCGGCGUCAACUACCAGUUCCUGCCGACGAACGCGCCGGCGAGCGGGGCCUGCUGCCCCAUCGAGCGGGACGGGCUCAUGAACUUUACGCCGAACUACGGGGGCGACCCGAAUUACGUGGGGACGAGGCUUAAGCCGGUGAAGUUCCUUCGCGGCGGAAAUCGGAGUGGCCAGGACGGGGUGGCAGAUGGUGAUGGUGAUGGUGAGGAGCAUUCGAAGGGAAGUGAGAGAAGGCUUGACCGUGCGCUGCCGGGGAGCGGAGUCCCCGUGGUGUUCUCCUCGGAGGUCACGGAUAAGGACUUCGAGCAGUCGACGGCGCUAUGGCAUGUGAUGGGGACGCAGGAGGGCGCACAGCAGCGGCUCGUGGGCAAUUUAUCCGCUCACAUUAGCGCUGCGCAGACGCAGUGGAUCAGAGACGAUGUCUACGCGAUGUUCGCGAGGGUCGAUGGAAGACUGGGAGAGCUACUGAAGAGCACGACAGAGGCUGCUGUCAUGGCUAAACUUGGAGAGAACCUUCGUGCGAUAGAGGGUCACUAGGAUACAAUGUCCUACUAGUUUUUUAUUAUUUUGUUGUCAAACUAUGACCUCGAAUAGUCGAAUGUGUCUGGGAGGAUAUAUUGAAAAGGCCUAUACUGGGCUGAGACUACCCCUUUUUUUCAGUCAGGACAAUCUCC
Daldinia caldariorum is the source of this 1733-nucleotide messenger RNA. Its product is annotated as catalase. Gene Ontology annotation, biological process: hydrogen peroxide catabolic process; response to hydrogen peroxide. Bases 1 to 1596 code for a protein of 531 amino acids. Gene Ontology annotation, cellular component: cytoplasm; mitochondrion; peroxisome. The record is from RefSeq and is a predicted model, not a curated record. Gene Ontology annotation, molecular function: catalase activity; heme binding. The transcript is spliced from 4 exons. Lineage: Eukaryota; Fungi; Ascomycota; Sordariomycetes; Xylariales; Hypoxylaceae.